UGUGUCUAUUUUCUGUCCUUUUGAUCUGUGAAUCAUUUUUAUAUUUUGCGACAUUCAAGUCAAAUAUUAUGGUUACAUUAUUUUAGUUUCAGUUUCUCGUUGGUUAAAGAUAGGAGCUACUCACCUUCAGUCAGUAUUGUAGUUUCUUGAAAGUGUUAUCAUCAUUUUUGUUUAUUGUUAAGUGACAAAAAUAUGACAGGUUUUGCAGAUAUUGUUUGUUAACUGUUUUUCACAGCUGCUCUUACCUUCUGAUUGUUGUAAUUCUUGAAGUAAAGGUAGACUACAAGUGUACGGCUUCCUGUACAUAGCUCAUGUGACCCGUCACCAAAAAAAAGAAUAUGAGCCGGAAAAAAAUGACUGUCGCAGGUCUCUUUUUCAAAACAAAAACAGAUUUAUUGUUUAAAUUUUAUUGUCGCCUGACUGAUACAAGUUUCGAGAGGAAGAGUGCACGACCACAGUUGGAUACCUCACUGUCAACAAUGAACACUCUAUAGUUCUUGGCGGAAAAUUUGCUCAAUCAUGAACUCGACUACCCAUCCAGAUGAACUCAAUGCCAGCCGGGCCUCCUCGUCAGAAGAUGCUGUGGAAAAACUCAACUCUGAGUUGUUCCAGAAACUUCUACCGUCCACCAUCAUCUUCACAGUCUUGAUUUGCGCUGGUCUCCCUGGCAACCUCUUGGUCCUCCUCGUGUACCUCAAGAAGUUCAAGUCCAGCGCCACGCGCGUGUUCGUGGUGGCCAUGGCCGUCUGCGACUUCUCCGCCAGCCUGCUGACCAUUCCACUCGCCAUUGUUUACUUUCGCCUGAUGUACACCAUCAGCGGUCCUACCUUCUGUCCCGCCAUGUAUUUCUCGUUGAGCUUCCCUAUUGUCGUUUCCGGUUGUAUAUUGCUGUGUGUGAGUCUGGAUCGUCGACGUCGUGUGUGUCAACCUUUCAGACGACAGUUGUCUCCCCGACAAGCCACUUUCAUUUUGAUGUUUCCUCUUGGAUUGGGUGUCCUCGCCACGCUUCCCUUUGCACCUUUCCACGACGGAAUCGAAUUUACAACCUCGACUGGUCUCACUGUCAGGAAAUGUAGCUUCCGGCAAGAAUAUCCAGGAUAUAUUUUUAGACAAAUCCAGGGUGGUGUCCUCGUGGUCUACGCGACAGUAGGGUUAGUGGUUCUGGUGAUCGCCUAUUCCCGAAUUCUCCGCAGGCUCCGAUUUCUCAGCCAGAAAAAACGAGACAGGUUGGCGCGUGCAGUGCGUGGUGUAGCUCCGCAGCAGACUGCAGGAAAUAAGGAAGCAGCCAUUUUAGGACCACGUGACCAGGGCAAUGAUUACAAGCGGUCAGACUGUAAGGAGUGUCAAGAGAAGUGUAAGCCUUGCGAUCGGUGUGAAAAGUAUUCAUCUCCUGAAGGGGUUGGAGGGCAACAGCAAUCGCCAGAGAGUCUGUCCUCCAAGACCACUCUGAUGAUGUUCGUGCUGACGGUCACUAAUGCAGUCUGUCUUCUGCCUUACCUCAUACUGGCACAGUUCCAUGAGACAUUUUACGAACCUCACACCAGUGCCUGGAUCUUGAACCUGGCCACCACGUGUCGCUACCUCCCAACCUUAAGAAGUACUAUCACCCCGGUUAUCUACCUUUAUUUCAAUCCCAAAUUUCGCAUGGACCUACGUAAAGUUCUGACCAAGACAUGAAAUUUUAUUGUUUAGUUACAUUUCAAAUGCUGUUAGUAAGCAAGGGCACAUUGUUUGAGACAGAGACACGCUCAUAUUAAUUUCUCCAUACUAAACCCCGGACAAAAACUGUUGUCCCCAAAGCUACCACCUACAAUUUCAGUUUUAAGGGAAUUUCAUUUAUGUUCUUGGUGGUGAGGUAGAGUUCAUAAAUAAAGCGUUAGACCUAUAAGACACAUGUAAAAACGUGUACCGAUUAUCUUUACAAAUAUAUUACUAACCAAAAUAAGCAUGUUUAUCAGUUGAAUAUUUACCAACAACAUCGCAAAUUCUUUCGGAGUAUCGAUGUUUGCAGCUGUGUAUCGCUGAAGGGUCAGAAUCCGUGAUUGCAAUAGACCCCCAACCUCUUCUGAUUUAUUGUUGCUGACUUCCCUUUGUGGUCAAAAGAGAAGACAAAUUUUAUAGCUGUAUGAAACUUUACAGAGAAAGAGAGAGAUCUUAUUUAUGUAAUUUUGUAUUGUAAGCAAUCUUUUGAGUGCAAACGCUUGCCGAGGACACAAACCUGAAGACUGCUUUGUUCUUGUUGCUGUAAUUUUUGUGAAAGGUCCUGUUAAAAAUA
Messenger RNA from Pomacea canaliculata, 2275 nucleotides. Its product is annotated as 5-hydroxytryptamine receptor 1F-like. Gene Ontology annotation, molecular function: G protein-coupled receptor activity. Gene Ontology annotation, biological process: G protein-coupled receptor signaling pathway. The coding region runs from base 520 to 1677 and encodes 385 amino acids. The transcript is spliced from 3 exons. Gene Ontology annotation, cellular component: plasma membrane. Lineage: Eukaryota; Metazoa; Mollusca; Gastropoda; Architaenioglossa; Ampullariidae. The record is from RefSeq and is a predicted model, not a curated record.